Molecule: messenger RNA, 171 nt
Organism: Rhodotorula toruloides NP11
Lineage: Eukaryota; Fungi; Basidiomycota; Microbotryomycetes; Sporidiobolales; Sporidiobolaceae
Exons: 1
Coding region: 1-171 (56 amino acids)
Source: RefSeq, a predicted model, not a curated record
AUGGGGAGGCCCGGAAACCGGUUGAUGUGCUUUAUGCGACUACCUGGAAGGCUGUACAUUCCCCUCCCCUUCCUCCCUCGUCGACGCCCGUGCAAUCUUUCACUUCACCCCGUCACUCGCGCAUCCGGUCGGUCGCGUACAGAGAGGCAGGAGUGUGCAGAGAGGGCCUGA